Pediculus humanus corporis (human body louse) is the source of this 636-nucleotide messenger RNA. RefSeq lists its product as uncharacterized. The record is from RefSeq and is a predicted model, not a curated record. NCBI's taxonomy places the organism in Eukaryota, Metazoa, Arthropoda, Insecta, Psocodea, Pediculidae. Bases 1 to 636 code for a protein of 211 amino acids. The transcript is spliced from 4 exons.
AUGGAUUACGGACCGAGAACUAAGAGAAAUCAUUUAAUUCAAACGGGUAACACAAGGUGGCAUUUAUUUAAAAUUGCACAAUUCCUGCUAUGCGUUGCCAUUAUUGUCGUUGCCAUCGUGAUAAUGCUUUACUGGGAUAUAUGGGAUGAUUUUUCAGAACCUUUCACGACCUCGGAUUCGACAACGAGAUCACCAUCUUCCGCGACGAAACCCUCUUCAGGACAAACGACAACAAAGUCAAACCUAUUUAUUGUGACUCCUGUAAAAACUGUUCCAGCCUCCGAAGAUGACAUCAAAUGUCCGAAAAUCCCAGAGUAUAAAAAAGACUCGGAUAGUUUUUCACUCUCUAACUUACUCUUCAUAUUCCCAGCCGUUUUCACCGUUUUAGUUAUAGUAAUAAUUGAAGUGUUUGGGCAUUUGACUCGGGAUCCUAUAUUGAAAGUGCCCACCAUCGUUUACCUUUUCAUAAUGUUGAUUUUGAGCUUGGGAAUAUUUACUGUAAGCACCGAGGCCACGUAUAGACGAAGACAAUACAUAUAUGGAGCGAUUGCCCUUUUUUCGGGUAAAGGGUUACCUCCUGGAGAAGCCAGUUUGGUUGAUGUCCAAAAACCUGAAAUAAAUAUUUUACAUUUGUGA